UUAAACACAUAUUCCACUUUAAACAUAUCCUUUGGAAACUGGAAGGAAUAGAGUAGUGCCAUCAUGGACGAUGACAUCACAAAGUUUCCCAAACAUGAUUUCCUCGAGAGUUACAUGGUCAGGACCAAGGAGCUAGCCAAAAGACAGCGCGAGUAUCGGAAUCUCCUGUUCGGCAAGGUGAUGUCUCGCAAGGAGCUCAUCGUGGCGGCCAGCUACAAGCAGGCCAACAACCAGUUGGAGGAGGAGAAGGACGAACUGAGGGCCCAGAUCUGGGUGGCCGGCGGCAGGCCCUACAAAAAGGAAAACGAGCGCUUCCUGAAGCUUAUCCGCUGCCAUGUCGAGUGCCAGGAGAAUCUCGCCGACGACAUCGGUUCGCUGAAGACCUCCAUUGCCAAUAUGGAGAUGCAGAUCGGUCGUAUGAACAAGCAGUUGUUCAAUCUCAGUCUGAAGACAAUGCCUGAUGACCGGUAUGUUGCCGAGGUUCAGCACAAGCGGAAGAAAUUGAGUCUUCUGGAAAACAGCCUGGAGGUGGGUGUGCGCAUGGAGGGCGCCUUCACGGCCCAGAAUGCGAAACUGCGGGAACAGCUCAUUUUCACCCUGAACACCCGUUCCUUUUUCAACGACUCUUAUACCAAAAUGAUAAGGAAGCUGGACUCUGAAAGGAAGUAUCUCAUCGACCUGGUCGAGUACGCGCUUUCCACCUAUGACAGCUGCAUCGAGAUCUUCGAGAAGAACGAGUUGCUGGCUAAGCGCGACAGGCGGGAGGGGGAACAACGCAAGGUGGAGAUGCAGGGACUGGUGCGGAGAAUUGUAGCCAAGGGGGAUACUUUGGCCUUUUUCGAGUGCAAGGCCAAGCCCAGGGUGCUGGCCGACCUGCAGCCCAAGGAGUACAGGCGCAGGGAAAGGUUCCGGACGAUGCACCGCAAGAAGGUUAACCUCUACGAUUCCAUUCUGAAGAAGAUCAAGGAGUUUACCGAAUCCCGCAACGUGGCCGAGGUCAUCGAAAAGUUCCAGCAGCAGGAGAGCCUCUACUACUCCUACUUCAACUACAACAACGAGAUGAGCUACCACGUCACCAUGCUGAACAACUCGGUGAACCAUCUCUUUCGGGACAUCGUCAGGCUCAGGAAUGAAAAUGUCAACUCCCUGCAGUGGCAGGUCGAGGAGAUAGCCAAAUUGGAGGCGCUGACAGCAGCCAAGCAGGAGUCCAACUCGAAGCUGACGGAAGUUAGAGAAAACAACGAGGCUCUCCUAGAAAGUCUUUUGCAGGGCGUGGAAGCCAUAUGUAAGAUGUGCAACCUGGACAAGACUACCCUAAUGGUGCUGCUCGGCGACCACAAUCACGUCAGCCUGGUCAACCUGAAGCGCUUCCUAAAGCUGCUCGAAACCCGGGUCUAUGAGGUGCUGGCCUCCGUUUAUACCCAGGAGCGUGAAGAUAAGGAUAUUAAGGACCUCGACUAUGUGGUCAAAACCGCCGAGAAGAUCUGCGACACAUUGACGCCCAUAGACGCAAUCGUCCUGACCCAGCAGUGCCCGGAGUGCGCCGAGACAGAUGCCCAGAACAUCGAGGAGGGCGGCGACCUAUCCUACCCACACACGGUCAAGGAGUCCAAGAAGAAGCUCUAUGAGAAGAUCACCCAGCCGGAGAUCCAGUACCGCCUCCACAGCAUCAGCCAAUGCCGCCUGCCCCGCUGCCGUCUCCUGGCCUCGAAGCGGUUUAUGUAG
Messenger RNA from Drosophila bipectinata, 1725 nucleotides. RefSeq names its product coiled-coil domain-containing protein 63-like. NCBI's taxonomy places the organism in Eukaryota, Metazoa, Arthropoda, Insecta, Diptera, Drosophilidae. The record is from RefSeq and is a predicted model, not a curated record.